Molecule: messenger RNA, 562 nt
Organism: Ooceraea biroi (clonal raider ant)
Lineage: Eukaryota; Metazoa; Arthropoda; Insecta; Hymenoptera; Formicidae
Biological process (GO): mitochondrial electron transport, cytochrome c to oxygen
Cellular component (GO): respiratory chain complex IV
Source: RefSeq, a predicted model, not a curated record
AACAGUUCAUGCCUAAAACCUUCAGUAAGUUGGAAGAAAGACGAAGUGGUUGAAGUGUUGAUUGCGUAAUUGCAAAAUGCGGUUUUACCAAUUUAAUGCGUUCACCGGUAGACUAAAGCAGUCCACCAAAUUCCAGCCGCUCUAUCCUGUCUCCCCUCUUCCUUUACAGAAGGCAGAGCCAGUAAUGAUUUACGAUACGAUAAAAACAAAACCAGUGACAAUAACGCCAGCAUUGAACUACUGUACUGACAAAAAACCAGCUACUCUUAGCCCAAAGAUGUGGGCGGAGUAUAAGUACUUUGCGAGUGUGAUAGACAAGCCAGUAUACUUGGCAAAAGGCGCGAAGGAUAAGUUCUGGUUCAGAUUCACAGUGGCAUACGUCGGUCUUUGCACGUUGCAAUCGUUUUACUUCAUAGCUAAGGAAUGCUUGAAUAUUAUCUGAGCAUAGACGAGUAAAUAUAAUGUAGAUAAUAAAUGUAUAGAUAUUAUCGGUACUACUGAUAUCCUGUAUUAACAUCCAGAGUGUUAAUGCUAAAAAAUAAAUUGAAAUACUUAAAUGAAA